AUGCUUGCAUUGUCGACACAAUUACCGAUCCCUGGAGAAGCGGCAUUUCCGCUUAACAGUAUGUACAAGGCACCGAAAAGCAAAAUGGAGGAAGAGCAGAUGCGUGGAUACUUACAACAAUUGAGGCAAGAGUUGGGACAACGAUUGUGUGAGCUAGCGUUUCCCGAUCCGGCUGCAAAACCCACAAAGCCUGAAGGAGCUAACGAUUUCGAGUACGAUGGCGACUGCGGAGACCGAGAUGGUUUCGAUUUUGGUUUUGGUGAUUCACGAAAAGGACGGGGUCGUGUCGCAAUCGAUCGCGAUGGAUCGAAAAGUUUGCGCUUUUUCUCGCAUCGUGUUUGUGAUAAAGUGAAACAGAAACGACAAACCACGUAUAAUGAGGUUGCUGAAGAGCUUGUUCAAGAAUAUUUCGAUUCGAUGCCUCCACAGAGUGCCGACAAACAACAACACGAUGUGAAAAACAUUCGGCGACGAGUUUACGAUGCUCUCAAUGUACUCAUCGCGUUGAAUAUUGUAGCAAAAGAGAAAAAGACGAUCCAUUGGGUUGGACCGGCUACGGAAGCUGACGAGGAUUUAGAUGACGAAAUGAUAGAUGAUGACAAUGAGGCAAUUGAGAGAAAGGAGGCUCGAAUUCGUGAGCUUCUCGGCGAACUCGUCGGGUUUAAGAGUCUUGUCGAGAAAAAUCGGAAUGACGAGCAAAAGCUUGGUCGACCACACGAGGACGCGAUCACUUACAUGCCUUUCGUCGUCAUUGGCACCGAUAAAAACACUUAUGUAAACUGCAGCAUUUCGCAUGAUAAAUCGGAGCUACUUUGCGAUUUCAACGAAACAUAUCAGGUAACCGAAGAUCAAAAAGUCCUCGAGCAACUCGGUCACACGUAUGGAGUUCAAACGGGAGUGGUGGAAGCAAGUAAUAUUAUGCGAGUAAGAUCUUUGGUACCAAAAGGUCUCCGUCACUAUCUUCCCUCGUUGCCUGAAGGAGCUGCUGAUGUGCAACAAGGCGAAUUGCAACCAUUUUACGCUGGCUUCGACUAC
Messenger RNA from Mesorhabditis belari, 1035 nucleotides. The record is from the annotation of a GenBank genome assembly. NCBI's taxonomy places the organism in Eukaryota, Metazoa, Nematoda, Chromadorea, Rhabditida, Rhabditidae.